GUUGGAUCCUGCACCGGCUUCAUCAAGGUGCAGCGGAAGCUGGUGCGCCCCGUCUCGGUGCCGGCCACCAAGCGAGUCCCCUCCCUGCAGGCGGGGCGUCCGCGCUCCCAGGGGGUGAAGCGCCGCACGUCCUUCUACCUGCCCAAGGGCACCGUCAAGCACCUGCACAUCCUCUCGCACACGCGGGCCAGCGAGGUCAUCGACGCCCUCCUCCGCAAGUUCACCGUCAUCGACAACCCCCGCAAGUUUGCCCUCUUUGAGAGGUCCGAGAAGGAUGAGCAAGUGUCCCUGCGUAAGCGGGCUGCCGAGGAGCACCCCCUGCGGCUGCGGCUGCUGGCUGGCCCCAGUGAGAAGGUGCUGAGCUUCAUCCUGAAGGAGAACGAGACCGGGGAGGUGAACUGGGACGCCUUCACACUGCCGGAGCUGCAAAACUUCCUGCGCAUCCUGCAGCGG
Molecule: messenger RNA, 453 nt
Organism: Mesitornis unicolor (brown roatelo)
Lineage: Eukaryota; Metazoa; Chordata; Aves; Mesitornithiformes; Mesitornithidae
Gene: RASSF1
Product: Ras association (RalGDS/AF-6) domain family member 1
Exons: 3
Biological process (GO): Ras protein signal transduction
Cellular component (GO): nucleus; microtubule cytoskeleton
Source: RefSeq, a predicted model, not a curated record